Molecule: messenger RNA, 756 nt
Organism: Colletotrichum chrysophilum
Lineage: Eukaryota; Fungi; Ascomycota; Sordariomycetes; Glomerellales; Glomerellaceae
Exons: 3
Coding region: 1-756 (251 amino acids)
Cellular component (GO): fungal-type vacuole; plasma membrane
Source: RefSeq, a predicted model, not a curated record
AUGAGUAAAUGCACCGAAGUUACCCUUAAUUGCCCAGUUGAGGCUACGGUUUAUGGCUACUACCCAAACGUCGGCGGCAACGCCUUUCUGUUAGCCAUCUUCAUUCUCUGCACUGUAUCACAGCUUUUCCUCGGCGUCAAGUAUCGGCUUCGUGCGUUUAUGACCGUCAUGGUCAUUGGUUGUCUGCUCGAAGCACUGGGUUACAUCGGCCGACUGAUGAUGAGCAAGAACCCCUGGAGCGGCGUCGGCUUCCGCUUGCAAGUCAUCUGCCUCAUCCUCGCCCCGUCGUUCCUAGCCGCGGGAAUCUACCUCACGCUUAAGCACCUCGUCCUCUACAUCGGCCCGGAGAAUUCCCGUCUUGCCCCGAAAUGCUGCGACGCAAUCAGCUUUCUCAUGCAGGCGGCCGACGGUGCGGCUGCGUCCUCUAGCGACGGAGGAAGCGCGGCCGAGACGGGAAACAACAUCAUGAUUGCUGGAAUCGCGGUUCAGGUUGUCACGAUGGGUAUCUGCGGCUUACUUGCUGUGGAAUUCGCCUGGCGGACGUUUAGGAACAGGAGCCGUGGGUCAAGUGAUUCAAAUGCGUGGAACCAGCCAGCGCAGCCUACUUGGAUGUUCCGCUUCUAUCUGUCUGCUUCCGCGGCAGCGUUUAUCGCCAUUUUUAUCAGAUGCAUCUACCGUCUCCCGGAAAUGGCUGGCGGUUGGGGCAACCCACUUAUGCGCAAAGAAGAGGAGUUCAUUGUCCUCGAUGGCAUGUAA